CCGCCCUUGAAACCCACUCUCUACUCUACAAAUACACCGAAUACAGGCCUUGGGUGGUGGUGUUUUUUGUGAAUUCUUAGAUUGUUAAAUCGGAAUCUGGUAAGGAACAACUCAAAAAGGGAGUUGAAUAUAAUUGGGAUAUAGAAGAAGAGGUUUCGAUGAAGCCUGCAUGGCUAAAGGGGCUAAUGGAGGAGAAAUUCUUCGAGCAGUGCGGGAUCCAUCAGAAUCGCAGGAAGAACGAAAAGAAUAUUUUCUGCUUGAAUUGUUGCCGAAGCUUUUGCCCUCAUUGUCUUCCUUCUCAUACCACCUCUCAUCCUUUACUCCAGGUUAGGAGAUAUGUGUAUCAAGAUGUUAUUAGAUUGGACGAUCUCGAAAAGCUCAUCGACUGUUGCUACAUUCAGCCCUACACAAUAAAUAGUGCAAAAGUCAUAUUCUUGAAUCAAAGAGCUCAAUCUAGAUCUUGCAAGGGUUCUGGCAAUACUUGUUUCACCUGUGACAGAAUUCUUCAGGAGCCAUUUAACUUUUGUUCACUCUCAUGCAAGGUGGAUCACAUGACUUGUCAAGGAGAAGAUUUAUCGAGUAUUCUGUAUAGAUUUGAUGAAUCUGAUUUCACCAUAUCGCAAUUCGAGGGGCUAUGCAUGGAUGUCUCAGACGAGGCUCAAAUGACGCCCAAUCCCUUCUUAGAGGUCGACCCAAUAUUGGAAGAAUAUAGAGGCGCGUCUGAUUCUAGUUACGGCAUUGGCAAUUCUGCGAUCUUCAAGGAAAAAGAAACCGCGAAAAUGAAGGGGAAAGGCGGGUUUCUUCCUGGUAUUAUGCUCUCCUUGAGCAGCAGGAGAAAGGGAGCUCCUCAUAGAUCUCCUCUCUCUUGAACCUCGAUGCUUUAAGGAACAUCUCAAGUCAAAAUUUUAAUUGAAUUCAAUAGUAUGUCAUUGGGAAUUAAUUAGUGUCUCCAUAAAUAUGUUACGUUAUUUAUGCAAUUUUAUCAGAAACCAUCGGUGAUUAAUUAAGGUCGUAUUGAAUAGAACUAGUUAAUAUUGCAUAAUUGAAAUAAAGUUGGUUUUAUACUAA
This is a messenger RNA of Olea europaea var. sylvestris, 1068 nucleotides long. RefSeq lists its product as uncharacterized. Bases 159 to 869 code for a protein of 236 amino acids. The record is from RefSeq and is a predicted model, not a curated record. Lineage: Eukaryota; Viridiplantae; Streptophyta; Magnoliopsida; Lamiales; Oleaceae. The transcript is spliced from 4 exons.